Molecule: messenger RNA, 1662 nt
Organism: Eremomyces bilateralis CBS 781.70
Lineage: Eukaryota; Fungi; Ascomycota; Dothideomycetes; Eremomycetales; Eremomycetaceae
Product: Metallo-dependent hydrolase
Exons: 1
Coding region: 127-1314 (395 amino acids)
Molecular function (GO): hydrolase activity, acting on ester bonds
Source: RefSeq, a predicted model, not a curated record
CAUUUCCCCAGUCGUAACUAUGCAUCUCAGUAGUUCUUCAAUGUACUUCGCAUCCGUGCCAUCGCAUUUGACUGGUUCUUGAGCGCCUCUUCUGCAAUCCUUUCCGUCAACGCAUCAUAGCGCAUCAUGUCUGAAUUCCCGUGGCAUCUCGGGGUGUAUGACGCCCAUUGUCAUCCAACCGACACCAUGUCUUCCAUCCCCGACAUUCCCAAUAUGAAGGCGAAGGCGUUGACCAUCAUGGCAACGCGCGGGGACGAUCAGCGCCUUGUGUCCGAGGUGACCGAGAAGUUUGGGGGAGAAGGACGCGUCGACGAUGGUAAUUUGCGCUCGAAUUGUCGCGUCGUGCCUUCGUACGGCUGGCAUCCAUGGUUCUCCCAUCAGAUAUAUGAUGACGCGGAAUAUGAAGGCUCCACGUGUUUGAACACCCAGCAAAAGGUCCAACACUAUCAAUCGGUGCUGAAUCCCAAGCCGGAAGAUGAGGCGUUCGUUACCGCGCUGCCAGAUCCGGAGCCCCUGUCGCAAUUGCUUGAUAGGACUCGGGCAUAUCUGGAGAGGGAUCCUUCCGCUCUGCUCGGAGAAGUUGGGCUCGACAAAUCAUUCCGUCUGCCUGAAGCAUGGUUCCCGGAUGAUCACCAACGGGAUGGAUCGUUGACACCUGGAGGCAGGGAAGGGAGGAAAUUGUCUCUUUACCGAGUAAGCAUGGAGCACCAGCGUAGACUCCUGAAAGCGCAACUUGGACUUGCCGGUAGACUUGGUCGGGCGGCCUCAGUGCAUGGGGUUCAAGCGCAUGGUGUUUUGUAUGAAACGUUCAAAGAGACAUGGAAAGGUCACGAACGGAAGCACAUCAGCAAGCGGGAAAAGAAGAGGCAAACACGAGAUCAAAUCGUCCUUGAUACUGUUGGCGACGAUGACAGGAAUCUAUCUGAAGAUGCGCGCGGAAGUCCCUCAGAUGUUCCAGCUGGGAAGCCGUUUCCUCCUCGCGUCUGUCUGCAUUCCUAUUCCGGCAAUCCACAGUCCAUUUCUCCCUAUCUCCAUCCGUCCGUUCCCAUUGAUUUCUUCUUCUCUUUCUCUGCCGCCAUCAACUUUUCUAUGCGCGAGUCAAGCAAAACGGAAGACGCCAUCCGCGCGGUGCCAGACGGCAGACUCCUCGUGGAGAGCGACCUCCACACCGCCGGCAACCGCAUGGACGAUCACCUCGAGCAGAUCGUGAGGAUCGUGUGCAAGUGCAAGGGCUGGGAGCUGGAGCAAGGGAUCGAACGGCUUGGGCGAAACUGGCAGCAAUUCGUGUUUGGCUCGGAUGAGAGCGAACCAUGAUAGGCUGCUCUCUACCACGAAUGCAUUUGAAAACACCAUCUCGUCCUUGGUAUCUUCCUGUCGUGUGAUUCAUUCGAACCAGGACAACCAUUGUUUAUCCUUCGAGCUCUACCGAUCUAUGUCUCGUCAGGUCUUUGGUGUGGUUGAGUUAUGGUUUGUUGUGGUUCAAUCGUGGUCAGUUGCGGUAUGGUGUGGUCUGGGUGGUUCGUUGCUAUGCGUACCAUCGGUACUGCUCGCUGCUAAGCGUGAUAUGAUAUACCAACUCCUGCUACUACCGGUACUGCUCUACUGCUAAGCCUGAUACAAUAUAUCAACUACUACUACCAUUGGUACUGAUCGCUACUAAGC